AUGGCUCCUUACACCAAAGUUGAGGAAUCAUUCAACAUUCAAGCCACACACGAUGUGCUUGUCUACGGAACCCCCAGUUCAAACAUCCACAGCAGGCUGUCCCACACCUACGAUCACUUCACAUUCCCUGGUGCUGUUCCACGAACCUUUGUCGGCUCAGUGUUGUUGGCCGGUAUAUCACAACCCAUCAUUCUCAUUCUAGGCUUCCAGCAUGCACAGAUCAUCAUUCGUGCCUUGCUUGGUCUAUUCAAUGCCUUCAGCUUACACAUCUUCACCCGCAACCUUCGCCAAGCCUACGGCCCUGCUGCAGCAAGAUGGUAUCUCCUCCUCCAAGCCAGCCAGUUCCACGUCUUAUUCUAUGCCUCACGCACUCUCCCGAAUAUGUUCGCCUUUGGCCUCACCACCCUGGCCAGUUCUUACCUGUUACCAACCCCCAAGAACAUCAAAUCGACACCCCGUCGCCAACGUCUAGCGAUAACAAUGUUCGUCUUCGCGGCAGUCAUCUUCCGCUCUGAAGUUGCCCUGCUCCUUGCUACCAACCUCCUUUACCUCGUCUUGCUGCCUGCCAUCUCCAUCGAACAAAUCAUCUUCCCCUUUGCGGCAUCGUUCGCCAUUGCUUUGGCAAGCUCAGUCCCAAUCGACAGCUAUUUUUGGCAAAAGCCCAUAUGGCCGGAACUAUGGGGCUUUUACUACAACGUCGUCGGGGGCAACUCCUCAAACUGGGGGACGUCACCAUGGUAUUACUACUUUGUCUCGGCUCUACCAAGACUACUCGUCAACCCACUUUCUUGCACAGUUCUCAUCCCUUAUUCGCUAUAUCACCCUGCCUUGGCGCCCGCAGCGAAGAAACUUGUCAUUCCGUCAUUACUCUUCGUCGCCAUUUACUCGCUCCAGCCCCACAAAGAAGCGAGGUUCAUCUUCUACGUCGUCCCCUCCCUCACAGCAGCCGCUGCCCUCGGCGCUGCUACUCUCUCCCGGAAAUCGCAAGUCCUCACCCUUAUUCUCUUCGCCUCAGUGCUCGCAUCAUUCGCCAUCUCAACUGGGAUGUUGCUCAUCUCAUCACUCAACUACCCCGGCGGCGAAGCCCUUUCGUACCUCGCCACCUCCCUGGCUGAAUCACCAUCCACCAGCUCAGGGGAGGUAGUCCCCAUUCACGCAGAUGUCCUCUCCUGCAUGACGGGUGUCACCCUCUUCGGGUCUUCCUCCGCGGCGGGAUCGGCGUUUCCAAAGCUGGAGCCGGAUGGGGGGUUGAUCUUUCAUGAGAAGGGCAGCCGGGGUAAGGGGGUUGUUAUCAAGGUUGAUAAGACGGAGGAUGAAGGCGAUCUAGUGCAGGAGGAGUUUUGGAGGGGGUUUAGGUAUGUUUUGACGGAGGAUCCUGACAAGGUGAAGGAGAGGAGUAAGGGGGUUGAGUGGGAGACUGUUGGGGUUGUGAGGGGGUUCGGGGGGGUGGAGGUGUUGAGGCCGGGUCAGGAGGGGCAAAGGGGGAAUGUAGGAGAGGUGGUAGGGAAGGGGAGGGUGGUGGAGGCGGUGAGGGAUAAGGUGAGAGGGUUGACGGGCGGUUGGUGGGUUGGGCCGGGGAUGGUGGAUAGGAUUUGGAUUUUGAGACGGGGGAGGGGUGGGAAGGCGGGGUGGAAGGUACGGGAGGAGAGUUCAUAA
Molecule: messenger RNA, 1656 nt
Organism: Podospora anserina S mat+
Lineage: Eukaryota; Fungi; Ascomycota; Sordariomycetes; Sordariales; Podosporaceae
Exons: 1
Coding region: 1-1656 (551 amino acids)
Biological process (GO): protein N-linked glycosylation
Cellular component (GO): endoplasmic reticulum membrane
Molecular function (GO): alpha-1,6-mannosyltransferase activity
Source: RefSeq, a predicted model, not a curated record